CCGAGCUCACGGUGCGCGAAGCGAUGCGCUUCAUCCGGACGCGCGCUCGUCCAUGCAGCGGAGAGCGGAGUGGAUCUCACCACUGAAGGGGGAAUCUCCUCCCGUUACCCAACCAAUGUGAUACCCUGUGGCUCUUCGGGAGAGGUGUUCCUCUGUCGUCUCGAUUGUCUUCACCUUGUUUACUCUUAACGGCAACAUUUCUUCGCAUUCAGAGAAUAAUGGAAGCGCUUGCGACGAGAUGCGCACUCUUUCUUGCGCAGAUCGCACUCUUCAGUAAUACAGUGGAUGUAUCAGAAGCAUAUGGAUAUAGAUCACAGAAGAAACUCUCAGAGAACAUAGACUGGUCAUACGCGGGAACUCUAAACCAAAAUAACUGGGCAAAGAAAUACCCGUCAUGCAACAACGCCAAACAAUCACCAAUAAACAUCGAGGAGAGCCUGGCGCAGGUCAAAAUUCAGUUCCAGAAGCUGAGAUUAGAGGGAUGGGCGGAAAAGACAUCAGACUCCACUACAGUAAAGAAUGAUGGGAAAACAGUGGCUAUUGAUGUGGGAGGAGAUUUUUUUGUGAGUGGAGGGGGUCUCAGAUCCAAGUUUAAAGUGGGACGUAUCACUUUCCACUGGGGCCUGUGCAACGCCUCUUCUGACGGGUCGGAGCAUGGCCUCAAUGAUAAAAAAUUCCCCCUAGAGAUGCAGAUAUACUGUUACGAGGCAGAUGUUUUCAGUGGCCUCGAUGAGGCCCUCAGCGCAGGAGGAAGGAUCACAGCGUUGGCCGUGCUGUUUGAGAUAAGCACUGAGGAUAAUGAAAACUACAUGGCCAUUAUUGAUGCAGUCAACAGUGUCAGCCGUUAUGGAAAGAGCGGCCCCAUCUCUCCGUUCACCUUGCAGGAUCUCCUGCCCAACUCCAUAGAGAAGUACUUCAUCUAUAACGGCUCUCUGACCACCCCACCCUGCUCUGAGACCGUGGAGUGGAUUAUCUUCAAAAACACAGUGACCAUCUCAGACGUUCAGCUGGAGAUGUUCUGUGAGGUGAUGACCAUGCAGCAGGCUGGAUAUGUCAUGCUUAUGGACUACCUGCAGAGUAACUACAGAGAGCAGCAGGAGCAAUUUAUGGGACAAGUCUUCUCAUCCUACACCGGCGUCGAGGAGGUCCACACUCCUAUUUGUAGUUCCGAGCCAGAGAAUGUGCAAGCCAACCCUCAUAAUCACACCAGUAUGCUUGUGAUCUGGGAGAGGCCGCGGGCUGUUUAUGAUUCGAGCAUAGAGAGAUACUCCGUCACCUACCGACCAACCCAGGGUGAUGAUGAAUCGGCCUUGGAGUACUUGACUGACGGAGACCAGGAUGUGGGGGCAAUUAUUCAAGACCUAUUGGCCAACACUAGUUACAUGGUGCAGGUAGUUGCUGUGUGCACCAACGGUCUGUAUGGCAGAGUGAGUGACCAGCUGAGCGUGGACAUGCCCCUGGAUGAUCCUGAAACAGACAAUGACUCCAACUCAUUUGAGUAUGAUGAAGAGGAAGACUAUCACAUCAAUCCAUUUUUGAUCAGACCUGGCACAAAUCAGCUUCCAUAUCCUUUCCAAACCACUACCACUGGUCCGAGAGCUACUACAACACAGCGCUCGAUGCAUCCAAUCUUUAAGACGACACCAAGGACUCAUGAAAGAAGAUUCCCGAUAGAAGACUCCCAGAAGACUCAUGAUCAUUAUUUUCCAGCAGUAUACACAGAUAAACCUACUUUGAAAUACACAGACCAACCUACUAUCCAUGCAACAAUAACUACCAGUUUUGUUGUUGAUGUACAUACCACUAGACCAGGUGAUUCUAGCAUUGUAGCAGGUGUAUCUUCAGAGUCUGAUGGCCAAAGUAAUACCUUCACACAUUUUCCAACAAGCAUCAACCCUGAAACAAGUGUUACCCCAGAAACAAGCAGAACACUUGAAGCAAGUUUUACCCCAGAAACACGUAGAACACUUGAAACAAGUGUUACCCCAGAAACAAGUAGAACACUUGAAACAAGUUUUACCCCAGAAACAAGUAGAACACUUGAAACAAGUUUUACCCCAGAAACAAGCGGAACACUUGAAAAAGGUUUUACCCCAGAAACAAGCGGAACACUUGAAACAAGUCUUACCCCAGAAACAAGCGGAACACUUGAAGCAAGUGUUACCCCAGAAACAAGCGGAACACUUGAAGCAAGUGUUACCCCAGAAACAAGCGGAACACUUGAAGCAAGUGUUACCCCAGAAACAAGCGGAACACUUGAAGCAAGUGUUACCUCUGAAACCAUCAGAACCCUUGAAACAAGUGUAACCCUUGAAGCAAACCUUACCCCUAAAACAAGCAGAACUCUUGAAGUAAGUGUUACCCCUGAAACAAGUAGAAACGCUGAAACAAGCGUAACCCUUAAAACAUCUGUAAUUUCACCUUCGAUAGACAUUGUGGACGUUGAGAAAGUGACUCAACCUAUAACCGAGUCACACAGCUAUGUGGAGAGUUCAGUGACUGUAGCCCCAUUACCUGAAAUCCCAAUGGAAUCAACUUCCUCUACCUUCCCCCCAGAGGUCCCUCUGUGGCCUACAACUGCUAGCUUGCCUGCUGCUUUCAGCACUGUUCUGUCGCAGACCACCCAGCCGGUGUUUAAUGGUGAGAGUGCCUCGUAUGCCCCCUCUGUAUUUGACACUUUGUCCUACUUGCAUGCAAGUCCUGUGUCCCCCUAUUCCUUAAGCAGUGUUUUGUCUGAGCCCAUCCCUGACUGGGACAUCCCGUACACUGUUUCCAUGCUGGUGUACGGUGGUGCACAGUCGAUUACCCCUUCCCCUUCCUACCCUACCCUAUUCCUCACUGGCUCUGUGUCUUAUUUAGACAUGGAGCCUGUCUCUAGUGGUGAUUGUAAUGAUGAUGAUGGUGAUGAUGAUAUUUUGUCUGGGUCCAUUUCCGCUGACCCUCAGUGUAGAAGUACCCUUCAAACGUUACCAGAGGUGACUGCUUCUGUGGUCUCCAUGCAGCCAAGCUCUGAACAUGACCUCUUUGAGUCCCUCAGUAUUGUUUCCACUCUGAGCAAACUUGCACAUCUCCAGCCUUCAGUUCCUGUUUCUAGCGGCUACUCUCUGAUGAAGACAACCCUUGGCUCUGACUCUUCUCUCUCAGGUAGCGUUAAGGACACUAGACUGCUGACGGAAUGGGUAGAUUCAUCUCUAGUAACUCCUACAUUUAGUCAAGACAAUGGUGCUGAAAUCUCUCUGCAUGCCUUUUCUAACUUCCUGCUGCCCUCCUCUACUUUGGGACUGCCCCCUCGUAGUGGUCUCUUGGGUGACCCAUCUAGUCCUGUAGAACACCAUUCAUUUCUAUCCACCUCCAGUGCUGGUACUCCUCUGUGCAGCGACGCAGGCUUGGAACUCCACACCGAGGCUUCUUUGUCUUCUCUUCCUAUUUCCAUCAUUCCUUCUAGUGACUUCAGCAUUUCUGUUUCAGCCGGCAUCAGCAGUGUUGCACAAAUAGCAACAGGACAGUCCCAGGGAGUACUUGCUUCUGUAAGGUCAUCAACUAUUGCGUCCACCUCUACUCCAGAAUUCAUAUUUAUACCUACUCCUGUGGUGCCUCCAACUGUUGCACCUACCUCUGCCCCAGAAUCCAUCUCAGUGAUUGCUCCUGUGGUGCCCCCAACCGUUGCAGUUUCCUCUGCUCCAAAUUCUAGUUCCAUGCCUACACACUCUGCAGAUGGACAACUAGAGAACAGUGCCUCAGGCUGGGCUCUUGACUUAGAUUGGGGACAAAGUUCUGCAUCAGGAGAUGGGAGCAUCGUCCCAUACAUCACUACUGCCACUCCUACAGAGGUGCCUCCUAAUGAGACAGACGAUGGGAACGAGGAACACUCUUCCUCCUUCUACUUUGAGGGUGAGAAUGGGACAGAUAGUGAAUCUACAGAGUUGAAAGUCGCUCUGCGCCCCAGCCCGUCUUGGACUCUAAGAGGAAGUGGGGAAGAGGAGAGUGGAUCAGGUGAAAACCUCACAGAUAACGAGACAUCUUCAGACUUCAGUAUUCCUGAGCGCACUGAGAGGGAUUCAGAGGAGGAACCAGUGGAAGAUGCCGGUAACAGCAGUCAUGAGUCGCGGGUGGGCCUAGCUAGCAGCAUAGAGCGCCAGAAGAAGGCUGUGAUUCCUCUGGCUGUGGUCUCCAUCCUCACUUUCCUGGGUCUCGUUGUUUUGAUUGGCAUUUUUAUCUACUGGAGGAAAUGUUUUCAGACUGCUCAUUUCUACAUUGAAGACAGCACAUCACCCAGGGUUAUAUCCUCCUCGCCGUUGCUGAGCCCUGCAGGUGAACAUGAACCCCAGCCAGUAAAGCAAUUUGUAAAGCACGUGGCUGAGCUUCACAACACCAACUCAUUUUCUAGAGAGUUUGAGAUAUUGAAAGAGUAUUUUGAGGAAGUUCAGACGUGCACCGUGGACCUCGGAACAACAACAGACUGUUCCAGCCAUCCAGACAAUAAGAACAAGAACCGAUACGUCAACAUAUUAGCCUAUGAUCACAGCAGAGUGCGCCUCGCACCCCUACAUGACAAAGAUGGGAGAAGCGGAGGCGACUAUAUAAACGCCAACUACGUCGAUGGUUUUAACAAACCGAAAGCCUACAUUGCAUCACAAGGGCCCUUAAAGUCCAGCACAGUGGAUUUCUGGCGGAUGGUGUGGGAGCAGAAUGUGGGAGUGAUUGUUAUGAUCACAAACCUGGUGGAGAAAGGAAGGAGAAAGUGUGACCAGUACUGGCCUCUGGAGAACCAGGAAGAGUAUGGAUGUUUCUUGGUUACUGUUAAGAGCACAAAAGUCCUCGCUUAUUACACCCAGAGAACCUUCGCCAUUAGAAACACCAGUAUAAAGAAGGGUUCUCAAAGAGGUCAUAGUAACGAGAGGACGGUAAUACAUUAUCAUUACACACAAUGGCCAGACAUGGGAGUACCUGAGUACGUCUUGCCUGUGCUUUCAUUCGUCUACAAGUCCUCUAGAGCCCAAACUGAGCACAUGGGGCCGAUGAUUGUACACUGCAGUGCUGGAGUGGGCCGAACAGGGACCUACAUAGUGUUGGAUGGUAUGUUGAAACAGAUUAAAGCACAGGGGACAGUCAACAUUAUGGGUUUCCUCAAACACAUUCGUACACAACGAAACUACCUAGUUCAAACAGAGGAGCAAUACAUCUUUACCCAUGAUGCUCUAGUAGAGGCCAUUUUAAGUCAAGAGACAGAGGUGCCAUCAAGCCAUAUUCAUCAGUAUGUUAACAACCUCCUGACACCAGGGGCCUCAUGCAAGACACGUCUGGAAAAACAGUUUAAACUGGUGUGCCAGUCCAAUGCCAAACAGAGUGAUUUCAGCAGUGCCCUGAGUGACUGCAACAGGAUGAAGAACAGGAGCUGCUCUCUGAUUCCUGUGGAGAAAUCCAGAGUGUGUUUGUCCACAUCAGCAAGAGAGACGUCAGACUACAUCAACGCCUCGUAUGUCACGGGUUAUCGGCAGAGCAAAGAGUUCAUCAUUACCCAGAAUCCUUUGCCCAGCACAGUGAAGGACUUGUGGAGGAUGGUGUGGGAUCACAACGCCCAGGUUAUUGUUUCACUGCUGGACGCGAGCAGCACGACAGAAGACAGCGAGCCAAUCAUAUUCUGGCCUGCGAGAGAUCAGCCAGUCAGCUACGAGACAUUUUCCGUUUCGUUAAAAGGGGAGGGCCAUGUGUGUCUGUCCAAUGAAGAUAUGUUGAUAGUGCAGGAGUACAUCCUCGAGGCCACGCAGGAUGACUUUGUUCUAGAAGUGAAGCAUUACCGGGCUCCACGCUGGCCCAACCCAGACAGUCCCAUCAGUAACGUCUUUGAGCUGAUCAACAUCAUCCAAAAAGAGUCCGGCUCCAAAGAUGGACCUAUGGUCGUUCAUGACGAAGAUGGCGGUGUGACUGCUGGAACCUUCUGUGUGCUGUUCACUCUGCUGCAACAGCUUGAGGCCGAGAGCGCUCUGAACGUCUACAUGAUGGCCAAGAUGACCAACCUCAUGAGGCCUGGAGUCUUCACUGACAUCGAUCAGUAUCAGUUCCUCUACAAAGCCAUUCUGAGUUUGGUCAGCACCCAAGACGACGAGCGGGCGCUUCAGUCCUCGGAUAACAACGGCACGGUCCCAGGAGGCAUCUCGAGUGCGGCCGAGAGUCUGGAAUCCUUGGUGUAACCAUAGCGACGAGCCGGCACAGGAAAAAGACUGCUUUUUUUUCUAUCAAAGAAUGCUCUUGUUUUUCCCCAGUCCAUCUCUGAACUGAUAGCGCUCUGCUGGAUGCAGCGCCGGCGGUAAAUGUGUGCCUUUGUACACUCCACGUUUUUAUUCAUCCUUUCUCUUUUAAAUCGCCACCUUGUGCUAAUGUCUUACGUACUAAUGUCUUCUCAUAGAGUCAUAUUUAUUUGCUUAAAAGCUUGUUUAAAGGGAAACAUCUUUUUUUAUUUUAAUAAGACCGUUUUUUUUAUUUAGUCUAUUUUUUUGUAGUAGAAUUUGAGCCACUGUUUUUUCAUACAGAUAUACAAAGAAAGUGGCAAAACCAGUCGUGGAUAAAGGGCAGGAAAUAAUAUUCUAAUGUGUAAAUAAUAUUACAGCGACCACGUCAAUGGACCAAAUUUCUAUUUAUGUCUAGAAUUUUAUAUUUGAGGCGCUAGUGCUGCAAGACAUGGCUGCAUUUUAAUAAUUUAGUCAGAUUUGAAAUGGUUUUAAUAUUCCUGAUGCCGCUGUGUUUUGUUACUGACAUAUAAGAUGUUUUACUGACACUAGAUGUACCAGAUGUUUUUGUCUGUUCGUAGGAUUAAACGAAUCAAAGCAC
This is a messenger RNA of Puntigrus tetrazona (Sumatra barb), 6828 nucleotides long. It is a transcript of the gene ptprz1a, whose product is annotated as protein tyrosine phosphatase receptor type Z1a. The record is from RefSeq and is a predicted model, not a curated record. NCBI's taxonomy places the organism in Eukaryota, Metazoa, Chordata, Actinopteri, Cypriniformes, Cyprinidae. Gene Ontology annotation, molecular function: protein binding; protein tyrosine phosphatase activity. Bases 219 to 6191 code for a protein of 1990 amino acids. Gene Ontology annotation, biological process: peptidyl-tyrosine dephosphorylation. The transcript is spliced from 30 exons.